Molecule: messenger RNA, 2017 nt
Organism: Dromaius novaehollandiae (emu)
Lineage: Eukaryota; Metazoa; Chordata; Aves; Casuariiformes; Dromaiidae
Gene: ARRB1
Product: arrestin beta 1
Exons: 16
Coding region: 164-1420 (418 amino acids)
Biological process (GO): visual perception; G protein-coupled receptor internalization; signal transduction
Molecular function (GO): G protein-coupled receptor binding
Source: RefSeq, a predicted model, not a curated record
GCGGGCGGAGGCGGCGGCGCUGCGCUCUGCAGCGGCCGAGCCGAGCGCGCAGCGGAGCCGAGCGGCGCCGCGGCCCCGGAGCGGAGCCGCCGCCGCCGCCGCUGCCAGGCGUUUCCCGAGCUCGGCGGGCGCUUCCCGGCGGGCGGCCGCGCUGCGCGGGGCCAUGGGAGACAAAGGCACCCGGGUGUUCAAGAAAGCGAGUCCCAACGGGAAGCUCACCGUCUACCUGGGCAAGCGGGAUUUCGUCGAUCACAUCGACGUGGUGGAUCCCGUGGACGGCGUCGUGCUGGUGGAUCCCGAGUACCUGAAGGAGAGGAAAGUGUUCGUGAUGCUGACCUGCGCUUUCCGCUACGGCCGCGAGGACCUGGACGUGCUGGGGCUCACCUUCCGCAAGGACCUCUUCGUGGCCAACGCGCAGGCCUUCCCCCCGGUCCCCGAGGAGAAGAAGCCCCUGACGCGGCUGCAGGAGCGGCUCAUCAAGAAGCUGGGCGAGCACGCCUACCCCUUCACCUUCGAGAUCCCCCCGAACCUGCCCUGCUCCGUGACGCUGCAGCCGGGCCCGGAGGACACGGGGAAGGCCUGCGGUGUGGACUAUGAGGUCAAAGCGUUCUGCGCCGAGAACCUGGAGGAGAAAAUCCACAAGAGGAACUCGGUGCGCCUGGUGAUCCGCAAAGUGCAGUACGCCCCGGAGCGGCCCGGCCCCCAGCCCAUGGCUGAGACCACCCGGCAGUUCCUCAUGUCGGACAAGCCGCUGCAUCUCGAGGCGUCCCUGGACAAGGAGAUCUAUUACCACGGGGAGCCCAUCAGCGUGAACGUCCACGUCACCAACAACACCAACAAGACGGUCAAGAAGAUCAAAAUCUCAGUGCGCCAGUACGCCGACAUCUGCCUCUUCAACACCGCCCAGUACAAGUGCCCCGUGGCUGUGGAGGACGCCGAUGACGUGGUGGCCCCGAGCUCGACGUUCUGCAAGGUCUACACGCUGACGCCCUUCCUCGCCAACAACCGGGAGAAGCGCGGGCUGGCGCUCGACGGCAAGCUCAAGCACGAGGACACCAACCUGGCCUCCAGCACGCUGUUAAGAGACGGCGCCAACAAGGAGAUCCUGGGUAUCAUCGUCUCCUACAAAGUGAAGGUGAAGCUGGUGGUGUCGCGAGGAGGGCUGCUGGGAGACCUCGCCUCCAGCGACGUGGCGGUGGAGCUGCCCUUCACGCUGAUGCACCCCAAGCCCAAGGAGGAGCCGGUGCACCGGGACGUUCCAGAGAACGAAGCGCCCAUAGAUACCAAUCUCAUAGAGCUUGACACAAACGACGACGACAUCGUCUUCGAAGACUUCGCCCGGCAGCGGCUCAAGGGCAUGAAGGACGACAAGGAGGAAGAGGAGGAGCGCGCAAACUCCCCGCAGCUCAACGACAGAUAAGCGGGCCCCCCGCGCCGGCUCGCUGCAGCAACACCCGCGCAUUAGGCUGCUUCUCUUUUGUAUGAUUAUUAAUUUUGUUUUCUACCUGUACCGGGAGCCUAUGGAUCACCCGAUCGCGACAGCAACUAUAACCGUCCAGCUGUGCCGUGUUGUCCCUCUCCAUCCAGCUGCUGUUUCCCGUGCAGGUCUGUGGGCGCAUCCCGAGGGGUGCUGGAGCCGGGGGGGCUGCCGGUGCUCUGCACCGCGGGGAGGUGGCAGCGCCGGGUGGUUCCCGGGCACGGCCCCAGCACCGGGGGCCGGAGGAGCAGGACGGGUGGGCAUCACCCUCCGGCUCUCACCCCUGGGUGCAGCUAGCUCCGUCCUCCCCGUCCAGGACACGCCAAGCUGAGCCCCCUGGUAUUUUUGGGUAAACCUGACUGGGCAGCGUGGUACCUUUUCUUUUUUUCUUCUUUUUUUUUCUUUUUUUUUUUGUAAAAAGUGGUUACUUUGUACUGUUCAUCCAUACUUGCUUCUUUGGUUUCUCCACCGUAUCUGUGACGUUUCUGUGUUCUGUCAAAUAAAUUAUUCUAGUUUAUUAAACUCAGAAAAGAAACCGUA